Molecule: messenger RNA, 714 nt
Organism: Aspergillus aculeatus ATCC 16872
Lineage: Eukaryota; Fungi; Ascomycota; Eurotiomycetes; Eurotiales; Aspergillaceae
Product: yippee/mis18 family protein
Exons: 1
Coding region: 1-714 (237 amino acids)
Source: RefSeq, a predicted model, not a curated record
AUGUUUCCUAAGUUUUUACUUCGUCCAGGUAUCUUGCGCUCCAGGCACGUUGCAACCCAGGGACCGUCCUCUGGACUAGACCCAAUACCUUCUUUGGAGGAGACGAGUAACGACACCAAUAAGUUCUUGAUGGGCCAUGUGUCCUGUAUCCGUUGCUCUCAUUGCGCGGCCGAUUUAUGCUUGACAUCGCAAAUAAUCAGCAAAGGCUUCACUGGCCGUCAUGGCCGCGCGUUGCUUGUAUCUGCACGAAUUAUUGCCAGUGCGGUUUCUAUUAAUCCAUCUUCCGCAGCGACAGAUUGUCUCCCAAAUACCAUCGUGCAAAAACCUAUACCUCGACGAUUAGUGACCGGUGCGCACAUGGUAAGCGAUUUAAAUUGUGCCCUCUGUGGAACUGUACUCGGCUGGAAAUAUGUCUCCGCAGAGGAGGAAUCACAACUCUACAAGGUCGGCAAGUUCAUACUAGAGACCGAGAAAAUUACAGCGUCACCGUUCUGGGAGUCUGCACCGAAGGCCAAUCUGCUUCUCAAUUCUGAAACCUCAUGCUCUGAAGAACACCGGGAAAGCUUAUCGGAAGACGUUAUAGAAUUCGACAGCCAGGAUGAGGAUGAAUGCGAAGAUCUCUUCGCCGGGAUUUGGAGCCCUGGUCUAGCUAUGCGCCGCAGAAGUCGCAAAAUGGAACAUUAUCUUUCUAGGUUCAGACACAACCCAUCAUGA